CUAUGGCGGCUUCAAAUGUUCUUACAAUACUGGUCGGCUCAUGUCUUCUUACUACAUUGUUGUGCAUUUGGAUAACUCCGGCGGCUUCUGCGCCGGCCGGCGGCGAUUACCGGGAGGCUUUAGGCAAAGCCAUUCUGUUCUUUGAAGGGCAACGGGCAGGGAAGCUGCCGGCGAACCAGAGGGCUAAGUGGAGAGGCGACUCGGCGCUCUCCGACGGCUCGCCGGAAAAGGUUAAUCUGGCCGGAGGUUACUAUGACGCCGGCGACAAUGUCAAGUUCGGUUGGCCAAUGGCGUUUACGACGAGCCUGUUGAGUUGGGCCGCCGUUGAGUAUGGCGCCGGCGUGCAGGCCGCCGGCGAAAUGGAAAAUCUCCGGGCGGCGAUCCAGUGGGGGACGGAUUUCUUGAUCAAUGCUCAUGCUUCUCCGACGACACUCUACACUCAGGUUGGUGAUGGGAAUAAAGAUCACGAGUGUUGGGAGAGGCCGGAGGAUAUGGACACGGACCGGACGCUGUACAAGGUGACGGAGGCGUCGCCGGGGAGUGAACCGGCGGCGGACGCCGCCGCCGCACUUGCAGCGGCGUCAAUGGUUUUUAAACAGGGUGAUGCAAAGUACUCCCAGACCCUGCUGAGCCACGCAAAACAGCUUUUUGAAUUUGCAGACAAGCAUCAAGGAUCUUACAAGUCAUCCUGCCCAUUCUAUUGCUCCUACUCUGGUUUUCAGGAUGAGUUGCUUUGGGCAGCUGCUUGGCUUUACAAGGCUACUGGAGACAACACUUAUCUGAACUAUUUAUCGACCAAUCAGGGGUGGUCUCAAUCUGUUUCUGAAUUCAGUUGGGACAACAAAUUUGCAGGAGCUCAAGCCUUGCUAGCAAAGGAAUUUCUUGCAGGAAAGCAAAGCCUGUCGAAGUACAAGCAAGGUGCAGAUUCAUUUGUCUGCUCGUUGAUUCCUGGGAGUGGUUCUGCUAGUUUCAAGACAACCCCUGGUGGGCUUCUAUUCUUCAGGGACGCCAGCAACCUGCAAUACACUGCAUCUGCUUCCAUGGUCCUUCUUUCCUACGCUAAUACCCUCGCCGCCGCACGCGCCGACGGCGUUCAGUGUGGAUCCACGAAAUUCCCCGCCGACAAGAUCAGAUCCUUUGCCCAAUCCCAGGUCGACUACAUUCUGGGAAACAAUCCGAUGAAAAUGUCGUACAUGGUCGGAUUUGGGAACAAAUUUCCUACCCAGUUACAUCACAGAGGCUCGUCGAUUCCUUCGAUCCGGUCCAAUCCAAACAAAAUCGGCUGCAACGACGGAAAAUCCUGGUUUUCUUCCCAAAAGCCGAAUCCGAACAUUCACGUCGGCGCCAUUGUCGGAGGGCCCGAUUCCAACGACCGUUACCCAGAUUCGAGAUCCGAUUACGCGCACGCGGAACCCACGACUUAUAUAAACGCAGCUUUUGUCGGCUCCGUCGCGGCGCUGCUCGGACAAAGUAAACCUGCGGGUUUACACAUGGGACCGUUUGGUGGUGCUGAUUAUGACCGGUCCGACAUGAUCGACUACUGA
Andrographis paniculata is the source of this 1544-nucleotide messenger RNA. RefSeq names its product endoglucanase 20-like. The record is from RefSeq and is a predicted model, not a curated record. Gene Ontology annotation, biological process: carbohydrate metabolic process. Gene Ontology annotation, molecular function: hydrolase activity, hydrolyzing O-glycosyl compounds. The coding region runs from base 3 to 1544 and encodes 513 amino acids. The transcript has 8 exons. Lineage: Eukaryota; Viridiplantae; Streptophyta; Magnoliopsida; Lamiales; Acanthaceae.